Parathielavia appendiculata is the source of this 1798-nucleotide messenger RNA. RefSeq lists its product as uncharacterized. NCBI's taxonomy places the organism in Eukaryota, Fungi, Ascomycota, Sordariomycetes, Sordariales, Chaetomiaceae. Gene Ontology annotation, biological process: SCF-dependent proteasomal ubiquitin-dependent protein catabolic process. Gene Ontology annotation, molecular function: protein binding. The record is from RefSeq and is a predicted model, not a curated record. The coding region runs from base 45 to 1631 and encodes 528 amino acids. Gene Ontology annotation, cellular component: SCF ubiquitin ligase complex; cytoplasm. The transcript is spliced from 2 exons.
UUCUCACACAUCACCUGUCAGACAAAGUCUCAACACAUGUCACGAUGAACCCGGCAGAGUCUAACCCAGAGCUUGAAUCUUUCCGGGAACAAUGGAAGGCUGAGGUGCGGGCAAGGCAUGUGGUCCCGAGCAGGUCCCAGUCACAGCAACACCAGAGGGCAGCGGCCGGACCGUCCACGACUUAUGCGAAAACGCCGGCUCGGGUGAAGCCGCCACAGCCCAAGAAAAAACCGGCGGCUCAAGAGGAGGACGAUGAUAACGCCCAGUCACGGUCUUUUGACGAGCCGGCGGCUGCCCGGCCAACAUCCUCCCAUGAUCGAGAGCAACUCGGCGCGCCAGAAAUGGGCGAGCCGGUUUCAGCACUGGAGCACUAUGAGAGGGCAGUAGAAAAGGAGGCGGCCGGUAAUCUGGGAGACAGCUUGAAGCUGUACAGGAAGGCCUUUAGGAUGGACGACGCGGUCGACAUCAAGUACAAGAACAAGCACUUCCCAAAGGCGGUGCCCAAGCCUGCCCCAGCAGCUCCGUUCAGGAGGGCGCCAGUUGGCGCCGACUCUGUGUCCAAACCAGAUGAACCGCAAUCCAUGAAUGACCUCAUCGCCAGCUUUUCUGUUGUGUCUAUCGCGCCGGCGCCACCUGCGGUCGAGGGCAUGCCGCCAUCCCCGUGCCCGCUCGCCUCUUUGCCAGAGGAGCUCUUGGUGCACAUUCUACGUGAUGUGGCCAUUCUCGACGUUGGGGACUUCGUGCGGCUCGCCCAAGUCUGCAAGCGCCUCGCUUACCUGGUGGCCACUGAAGAUCGUAUCUGGCGACGCAUUUGCCUCGGUCCGGAAUUCGGCUUCGAGGGAAUGCACUACUACUGGCAGCGUCAGAUAACCUGGGGGCCGCUUACCGAACAAGAUCUCCUCCGGGAAGCCGACGAAGCAGUAGCAGGAGGAUCCCACACUCCCGAGGUCGAAGCACCCCCACUCCCACUGACGCUCGCCGAGCGCACACGCCGACACGUCCAAGAGAGCACCGCCAACACGCUCAUGUUUUACCACUCUCUUUACUCCUGCUCCUGGCAGCGCAUGUUCCGCCUGCGCCCGCGUAUCCGUUUCAACGGCUGCUAUAUCAGCACUGUCAACUAUAUACGGGCCGGCCAGGCCAAUGUCAACUCAGUCACUGCGGGCUUGCCCGUGCACAUUGUCACCUACUACAGGUACCUCCGUUUCUUUCGGAAUGGGACCGUCAUCAGCCUCCUGACCACGGCUGAGCCAGCCGACGUCGUUCACCACCUGACCCGCGAGGCCGUCGCUCUGCAUGUCGGCGGCGCCAACCCGCACCUGCCGAGCGCUGUGGUGCAGUCUGUGCUGAAGGGCCGCUGGAGGCUUGCGCGCAAGGCCGACAACCCCGGCGCAUCUCUCAGCGAGGCCGAGGGUGACGUCGUGGUCGAGACCGAGGGCGUGAGCAAGUACAUUUACAGGCUGGAUCUUGCUCUGGGCACGGCGGGGAAAGGCACCAAGAAUAACAAGCUCUCCUGGAAGGGGUUCUACAGUUAUAACCCCCUGACGGGUGACUGGGCUGAGUUCACGAUGAAAAACAACAAGCCAUACCAUUUCAGUCGCGUGCGAAGUUACGGUGUGAAGGGGGCAUAGUCCGGAACCAAGUUAAGGACUUAUGGGGUCCUGGAUUCCAUUUUCGCUUCUCUUGCUUUUCAAGAGCCUUCUUUCUUAUUUGUUCAAUGUUCCUUAGUAAGAAACAGAAGGAUUACGGUGAUAGAUGCAUAUAGCGUGGAAUAUACUGGAAACCGUUUGCGUGUGCU